Molecule: messenger RNA, 3909 nt
Organism: Xyrichtys novacula (pearly razorfish)
Lineage: Eukaryota; Metazoa; Chordata; Actinopteri; Labriformes; Labridae
Source: the annotation of a GenBank genome assembly
AUGAAAUGGAUGUUCAAAGAGGAUCACUCUCUGGGUAAGAAGGAGGAGGAGGUGUUGGUGUGAUGGAGGCUGAUGAUAAAAACAUGUCUACGCACUUUAAAUUCAGCAGGAGGCAGAUAGAUUUAUAACCAAGCAGAUAUCAGAGAGGUUCAUGUCUGAAACCCGAGAGCUGUGGUGAAGGCCUGUCCGUCAGAGAGCAGCUUUAGCUUUAGCUGUUAGCUUUGAGCUGCGUCGACAUUAACGGUCAGAAACAGACCGAUAAAUGCGAGUGUCAGCUGAUAAAAACGUCAAAUAACUCAACCCUACGAUUAUUAACACACAAGUGAUCAGCUGAGAUGGACAGGUCACCGUGUAAUCGAUCAGAAAGAAGCAGUUUAGAGGUUGAAGGAUAUUGACACACAGAGCUGCUGAUCGAUCCUCAGUCCUGUAUUGAUUUACAGUCAGCAGCUGCUUAAUACCGAUAUCUGUCGGUCUAAAGUGAUAAUACAGCCGAUAUCUGUCUAUUUAUAGAGAUAAAACAGCCGAUAUCUGUCUGUCUAGAGAGAUAACACUGAUAUCUGUCUAUAGCUGAUAUCUGACUGUUUAUAAGGAUAAUACAGCUGAUAUCUGUCUGUUUAUAGAGAUAAAACAGCCGAUAUCUGUCUGUCUAAAGGGAUAAUACAGAUAUCUGUCUAUAGCUGAUAUCUGUCUGUUUACCUCUAUAGUACAGCUGAUAUUUGUCUGUUUAUAGAGACAAAACGACUGAUAUUUGUUUAUAAAGAUAAUUCAGGUAUCCGUCUAUAGUUGAUAUUUGUCUAUAGAGAUAAAGCAGCUGAUAUCUGUGUGUUUAUAAAGACAAUACAGCUGAUAUUUGUCUGUUUAUCUCUAUAGUACAGCUGAUGUUUGUCUAUAAAGAUAAAACAGCUGAUAUCUGUCUGUCUAUAGAGAUAUUAGAGCUGAUAUCUGUGUGUUUAUCGAGUCUUUGUUUAUAACUUCCAUUGUCUUCUUGAUGACAGGCUAGCUCAAGUUAGCAACUAGUGUGUCAUUGUUUGUGAUAGUGCAGAACUUCAUUUCCCACAACCCCCUCUGCUUCCUGUUAAAAAGAGGAUGUACUCUAACAGAGAGGAGCUGCUUCUCUGUUUCAGUUUGUCCACCACAGACCCACAGAUCAUCUCUGUUCUUAGUUUUUCUCAUUUCUGCUCAGAAGUAGAAUAAAAUGUUCUUAACUGAUCGUAAAGACAUUAACACAGACGUGGGUGAAGUGUCUCUAAAAAGUGAAAAAUAAGAUUUUAAAUGAUUUUAAUUUUCACCUUUUAUCUCUGAUGUAAACGUCGACACAGAAGCUGCUGCAGCAAAGACUGAUCAAAAAUAUAUUUAUAUGUUUUUGUACUUUUAGUAAAGUUUGGUUACAGAAACAGGUCCAAGUCCAGGAGUCUGGAUCACUUAGAGACCUCACUGAGCUGCAGUCCCGGGUCCACUCUAUACUGAUGAUAUAAAACCUGAAAAGUGUUCAGGCGAAGCAGGUUCAAGGAAAUAAGCAACGGCCCCAGGACGGACCCCUGUGGACCACCUAAGGACAGUGUAGAGGACUGGUUCUCAACUGGUCUCACUCUGACCCACUUUUGUAGAAAACCUUUAAAGACUCAAAUCUUUAAGACAAAUAUAUAAAAUGUAUUUUAGAGCAGAUGAACCGAGACGACAACGACUGAAGUUACAAAAACAGAAAAUGUCAAAUGACACAAAAUAAGAGAUUUUUCAAAAUAAAAGUCCUGUCAAACAUCAGCUGAGAAUUACAUGUUUACUUUAUUGACCAGCUGUUUGUGACCCAUCCAGAACAUGUCUGCGACCCACUUUUGGGUCAGGACCCACCAGUUGAGAACCACUGUUACAGAGGACUCAGAGACCCCGGAGAAGGUCCUCCCAGAAGGACUCGUUGUAGACCAGUCUUGUGUUUUUUACUGACUGGACUGAAAACUGGAUCAGUGUUCAUCCAUCCCCUCUGACCUCUGACCUCUGACCAACAGCAGGUUUGAUUGUGUCCUAAAAUGUAGAUGUAACUCAUGUAGAUGUUGUUUUUGUCUUCCAGAACAUCGAUGCAUAGAGUCCGCCAAAAUCCGGAACAAGUACCCUGACCGGGUCCCAGUGAGUGAGACUUUUACCAGCUCAGAGAGGAGAGUGUGUGUGUCCUCUGUGUGUGUCUAACACCUGUGUGUGUGUGUGUGUGUGUGUGUGUGUGUGUGUGUGUGUGUGUGUGUGUGUGUGUGUGUGUUUGUCUCAGGUGAUCGUGGAGAAAGUCUCGGGGUCACAGAUCACCGACAUCGAUAAGAGGAAGUACCUGGUCCCCUCUGACAUCACGGUGGCUCAGUUCAUGUGGAUCAUCAGAAAACGGAUCCAGCUGCCGUCAGAGAAGGCCAUCUUCCUGUUCGUGGACAAGACCGUCCCUCAGUCCAGGUGAGGAGGGGGGCGGGGUCAGUCAACUCAGAGGGUAAUAACACCUGGUUCCAGGUCUCAGGGUCAGGAAGAACCUAAAACUAACUUCACCGCCGUAUUUACAGAAAAAAAACAUUUAUAGAUUUUUUUAUUCACACAUGUGACCCUAAAUACAUUUGACGAUUCUCACACAUCUAUUUUUAGUGGCAGUGAAACGGUCGAACUGUGGCGUUCUGUGUCAGGAGUUUAUGAACUAUUUUGGAUGAGGGAGUUUUCAGACCCUGAAGAGGAAGUUCACAAAUAAAACUUUCACUUCAUGAAAAAAUACUACGAAUAAUAACAAGGGAAGCUCCAAAAUCACAGAUUCUGCUGAGUGGAAGUGAAAGAAAAAUUCAGAGAAACGGAGAGACCACAGUUAACAGAGCUUUACCCCCGACCUCCACCUUCAUCCUGAUGGUCUCCUAAAAGGUCGUAUCCUCCGAUCGUAGCUGAUCGUAACCAUUCAAGUUAACGUGUCAAUUUACACCGACUUCUUUCCGUUCCUCUGCCGAUCGCCGGACUCCUCAGCUGAUCACAAGAGUUCUAUUUUUUCUGGACGCCGGAGCAUGGCGGAUAAAUUCAGCACAGAUUAACCCGUGCUGGAAAGGAAGUCGGGCACAGACACAAAAUAAAACAUCCGGCUUCUUUUCAAAAUAAAACACUCCGUGUUUCAGGAGGAUCGUAUUUCACACCAUGCAAACGGGCGGAGACGAACAAGUGAAAGGUUUUUAGACGUCAUUUCACCCCGAUGACACCAUGGAUGAGGAGAUGCUGAUUCUAGAAAGAUUGGAAAGAAAGUCGAACAAUGACAGGAGCAGAAAAUCACCAUAAAAAAAACAAACGUCAUUGAAAAGAAAAAAAAAAAGAUAAAACAUAAAAAAUUAAAAACGUUUCAAAUAAUAAAAAAGAGGAAUUCUAUCAUAGAAAAAAUGCUGACUCAGCAUUUCCACCCAAUUACUGUAAAGGAUCAAUCAACUAAUCAGUACUAGAAUCAAUAUGAAAGAUCUGCACAGGCCUGUACUGGUUCUAACCAGUUUGACCAGUUUGACCAGGUCCAGUCUCUGGUUCUGAUUUGUGCUGCUUCCUGUUUGGGACUCUAACUCAACAGUCCUCCUUAAAUGGACUCAGGUUCUGGAUUUGGACUGGGAGCUGAGACCCAGUCUGGUGUUCAGAGAGGAGGAUGCAGCUUCUAUGAUUUCUAGUUCUUUGUUGAAAGGACAACUGGACUUAGUUGAGACGUCUCCAGUAAGUCCAGUUGUCCUUUGUCCUAGGCGGUGAUUCCCGCUGCAGAGUCCGGUCUGUUUUGAAGAUCCGGACCGUCCAGUCCUGGUUCUGGUUCUUGUCUAAUCCUUGUUGUUUCUCUGCUCCAGCAUCACGAUGGGUCAGCUCUACGAUAAGGAGAAGGACGAGGACGGCUUUUUAUACGUGGCGUACAGCGGCGAGAACACCUUUGGCUUUUAA